Molecule: messenger RNA, 2713 nt
Organism: Pogoniulus pusillus (Red-fronted tinkerbird)
Lineage: Eukaryota; Metazoa; Chordata; Aves; Piciformes; Lybiidae
Product: phostensin-like
Exons: 5
Coding region: 864-2351 (495 amino acids)
Source: RefSeq, a predicted model, not a curated record
GUGGGAUGGGGACUAAUUGGAUUUAUUUGUAGUAUGUAAAAAUGCUUUGUUAUGCAUUACUUAUCAUAGUCUUGCUACUGAAAUUGCUACUAUGUAUUUUGCCGUGUAUCUAAUGAUGAUUGGUUGUGCCACUGUCAGGUUCUCCUUUGUACAACAAAAAGGGGGCGGCUGCAGGAGUUCGCUCUCCCCUCACGCACACCUGGGCGCAGCAGCUCAGUGCCAUCCAAACACUUGCCCCGCGGGCGCGGUUCUUCCCGCAGCUGCCAGCAUGCUGCUGUGCUCCUGGGGGCUCUGCGGCCGUGAGGCUGAAGCAGCGAGUCUUCCCCAGGCCUCUGUGCCGCAGCUGUUGGCUCUGCACCGUCGCGUCCCGCACGGUGUCUCCUCUGCCCUGCUCCUGGCGCUUUCCGGCCUCGCCCAUCCCUGGCCUUGCUCGCUCGGCUCCGGCACAGCCCUGUUUGUUCACGGCCCCCACCGACAGGCUGCUGCCUCUCACGGCGCUUUGCUACCGCUCCUAGGCUCCAGCGUCUGCAGCCUGCGCUCCGAGGGCGUCCCCGGCCCGUGGCGUCACAACGAGCGGGGGCGUGUCCUCCCCGUGACGUCACAGCGGGCGGGGGCGGGGCCUGGGCUAUAAAAGGCCGGCAGGGCGCAGUGGCAGCAGGCAGUGGCCGGUUGGUGCCGCGGUCUGGUGCUCUCUCAGCAGACUGCAGCCUCAGCCUCUGCCACCCCCAGCAGUGUUGGGGGAUCUGCGUGUGCAGAGCCAGAAGGUCCCUGAGGAUCUUCACCGAGGGCUUGUGGUGGUGACGACUUGAGAGUGCCUCAGGCAGAGCAGAGCUGUGCUGUGCAGCACUCUCUUAGUCCCAGCCAUGGACCCCAUGUCUGUUCUAUUGCCAAUUCUCUUGGUCUCCCUCACGAUGAACGUCUUGGACUGGUGGAAAAGUAAGCUGAGACGUAAGAGAAAGGAGGAGAAAGCUGCAGCCAAAGCUCAGCGAAAGGCUGAGAAAGAAUUAAGGCAGCGAAAGGACUCAGUGAGAGGUCGCCUGCAGGAGCAGAGAGCUUCUGAGCAGGUGGCUGAACAAGAGCAGGAGCCGAGGCCGACCCCAGAGGUGCAAGGGGCACAAAAGGAGGCAGCACGGAGGGACCCCAGGGCCACAGAAGAGCUGCAGAAGCAGCAGCAGAAGGAGUGGUGGGCCCCAGAGAACAAGGCCAUCAUGGCCAAGAUGACACCAGGGGAGAUGCUGGAGGACAUGCCACGCUCGGAGCACAGGAGCUCCUCCAGCAGCUGCUCUAGGGCGAAGCAGAUAAAGAAGAAGGCAGGGAAGAAGACAGUGGAGUGGUGGGCUCCAGGGAACGAGGCCAUCAUGGCCAAGAUGAGUGUCCGGGAGAUGCUGGAGGACAUGCCACGCUCGGAGCACAGGAGCUCCAGCAGCUCCUCUGAGGAGCCUGAGCUAAAGAACCAGGCAGGGAAGAAGAUAGAGAAGUGGUGGGCCCCAGGGAACGAGGCCAUCAUGGCCAAGAUGACAACACGGGAGAUGCUGGAGAACAUGCCUGCCUUGGACCCCUGGAGCUCCAGCAGCUCCUCUGAGGAGCCUGAGCUAAAGAACCAGGCAGGGAAGAAGAUAGAGAAGUGGUGGGCCCCAGGGAACGAGGCCAUCAUGGCCAAGAUGACAACACGGGAGAUGCUGGAGAACAUGCCUGCCUUGGACCCCUGGAGCUCCAGCAGCGACUCUGAGGAGCCUGAGCUAAAGAACCAGGCAGGGAAGAAGAUAGUGAAGUGGUGGGCCCCAGGGAACGAGGCCAUCAUGGCCAAGAUGACAACACGGGAGAUGCUGGAGAACAUGCCUGCCUUGGACCCCUGGAGCUCCAUCAGCUUCUCUGAGGAGGAGGAGGCAGCCAGGAGCAGGGCAACAAAGAGGAGGAGCCAGGAGCCCAGGACCAUGCCGGGGGGCUCCGCUGCCAAGUCCCCUCAGAGCUCUGCAUCUCCCUCGGGCUCCAAUGUCCAACAGCCUCUCCAGCCUUCGGAGCAGCAGAAGGAGCCUGGCAAAGAGCCGAGCCCAGGCGGGGUCCAAGUCCCAGAGCCUGGCACGGAGCAGAGCCAGGACAGUAGCCAGCAGCCGCAGCAGCCUACGCCUGCAGCCGCCCGGGCGAGUGACGCCGGGGCACAGAGCAGCGCAGAGGAGCCCAGCAGUGCAGGGAGGAAGCCGAGCACGCAGCAAGCUGGGCUCUGGAGCCGCCUGAAGAGCUGCUGCAUUCGCUGCUGGCUCUGCAGAUGCUGCCCCUGUUUGCAGCGCUGCUGCCCCUGCUUGCAGCGCCGCUGCCCCUGUUGGCAGCGGAAGAAGCAGGAGGUCCCCUAGGGGACAGCCCGGGGGGGAGGGACGGGGACUGGUGGGGUGCAGAAAUGGGCUUCAUCUCUUCAACACAGGCCAGGGGUUCCCAUCACCGUCAGUCCGUGCAGGGCUUCCACGCCUGAGGUCAAAGGGAGCAGCUCAGCACCUCCUCAGCUCCUCACAGCUUCCCUACCAGACGGGGAAGGCUGCGGGGGGCUGCUGGGCAGAGGAGGGGACAAGGAGGAAGCCACUGUCCCCCUACAGGAGCUCCUGGACUCCCUGCCCCGUGUGCAGCCUCUGGGCUGCCUGCGUGUCUGCAACAGCAGCUGUGGAAACUCCAAGUGCGGUAGGACGCUGCAACGGCGAACUCCCUUUCCCCCCCUUGCUCC